AGAAAAUAUGAGGAUGAUGCUGCGUUUAGCUGUGUGUGUAGCAGGAGUCUUACUUCUCAACAUAUCAGGCUCACUCUGCCAGUUAGAUGUGUGCGGCAGAGCGCCACUCAAACCCAGGAUUAUUGGUGGGCAAACUGCCAUGGCAGGCUCUUGGCCAUGGCAAGUGAGCAUUCAUUAUAUUCCAACUGGAGGUCUUUUAUGUGGUGGGACUCUAAUCAAUCGUGAAUGGGUUUUGUCUGCAGCCCAGUGUUUCCAAAAAUUGACAGCAUCGAACUUAGUAGUCCACCUGGGACAUUUGUCAACAGGAGACCCAAAUGUAAUUCACAAUCCAGCAUCUCAAAUCAUCAACCAUCCUAAAUAUGACUCGGCUAAGAACAAGAAUGACAUAGCGCUCCUCAAGCUUUCCACUCCUGUGAGCUUCACGGAUUAUAUUAAACCAGUCUGUCUGACAGCUUCUGGCAGUUCACUUGGUAAAGGUGCUGUGAGCUGGAUCACUGGAUGGGGGUCAAUUAAUACUGGAGGCACUCAGUUUCCAACCACCCUGCAGGAGGUGAAGAUCCCAGUUGUCAGCAAUGGUGACUGUAAAUCUGCCUAUGGAAGUUUAAUUACAGAUGGCAUGAUUUGCGCUGGACCGAACGAGGGAGGGAAAGGCAUAUGUGUAGGAGACGGUGGCGGUCCACUGGUUCACAACAGCUCUGAGCAGUGGAUUCAGUCUGGCAUUGCGAGUUUCGGUCGAGGCUGCGCACAACCCAAAAACCCUGGCGUUUUCACCCGAGUGUCUGAAUACGAGUCUUGGAUCAAGUCUCAAAUCAGCAAAGACCAGCCUGGAUUUAUCAAAUUUAAAGACAGUGCCAGCUCAGUCAGCUUCUCUGUAUUUUUAAUUGCACUUAUUCCUCUCAUCCACUCUCUGUUUAGUUAAAAAUUUAGCUCUUGAAGUACUCAAUGGUGAUAGUUAUGCAUUUUUCAGACAUUUUUCCACCUUUAUUCAUUAUAUUAUACAUGUAUAUGUGUAUUAUAUAUAGGUAAAAGGCACAGAUAGCAGAAGAGCUUAAAAGGGACUUUGUGUUGUAUUCUUCAUAUUUUGCAUUAAAACAUUCAAAUUUAAAGUACGAGCAUGUGAUGAUUUUUAUUGUGAUAAUUUAUAAAGAGAAAUUUAACAUUUAGUUCAUGAUUCAUAGUGUUGCAUAAUAUAUAAUAAUAAUAAUAAAGGAAUGCUAUCAGCGUGUUAUGUUUUAACACA
Molecule: messenger RNA, 1240 nt
Organism: Danio rerio (zebrafish)
Lineage: Eukaryota; Metazoa; Chordata; Actinopteri; Cypriniformes; Danionidae
Product: zgc:153968
Biological process (GO): proteolysis
Molecular function (GO): serine-type endopeptidase activity
Source: RefSeq, marked validated